UUGUCACUGAUACCCUUCUACUGUUCUGUCAUCAUGGAUAUGAUAAAAAGUGUACAAUACUAUGUGAAUAAAAUGAUUGACGAUGUGACUGGAAUGAAAACUUUAUUGUUGGAUAUCGAAACUACACCUAUAGUAUCACUGGUCACUACUCAAUCUGCUCUUCUCACCAAAGAAUGUUAUCUUAUUGACCGAAUAGACAAUCGUCAACGAGACAAGAUGAAACACCUCAAAUGCAUUUGUUUUAUUCGACCUACCAGAGAAAGUAUUCAGUAUCUCAUUGAUGAAUUGCGUGAUCCUGCGUAUGGUGACUAUUAUCUAUUCUUUAGUAAUACCUUACAAAAAGCUGAUGUGGAACGAUUGGCCGAAGUGGAUGAACAUGAAGUUGUUCGUGAAGUACAGGAAUAUUUUGGUGAUUAUUUAGCCAUCAACUCGGAUUUGUUUUCUUUUGGUAUGUCACCUUAUCAUCUAUUUGGAUCCAAUAUUUCGACUUGGGAUGCUACAGCUUUUGAACGAUGUGUACGUGGUGUUAGUUCAGUACUACUUGGAUUAAAAAAGAAACCUGUGAUUCGAUAUGAACGUGCAAGUUCCAUGACACAUCAACUUGCAAAUGAAAUACAGCGUCGUAUUCAACAAGAAGGUCAAUUGUUUGAUUUCCGUCGCCCUGAUACACCUCCUAUAUUGUUGAUCCUUGAUAGGCGCAAUGAUCCUGUCACUCCUCUUCUUACUCAGUGGACUUAUCAAGCAAUGGUACAUGAAUUAAUUGGUAUACAUCAUGGUCGAGUGGAUAUGUCAAAUGUACCAGAUAUUAGGAAUGAACUCAAGGAAAUUGCUUUAUCACCAGAUCAAGAUCCAUUUUUCAAGAAAUCAAUGUAUUGGAAUUUGGGUGAUCUAGGCGCAAACAUCAAGAAAUAUGUGGAUGAAUAUCAAAGUAAAACCAAAUCCAACAUGAAUAUCGAAUCGAUUGCUGAUAUGAAACGUUUUGUGGAGGAAUAUCCUGAAUUCAGGAAACUUUCUGGCAAUGUCUCCAAACAUGUUGCCUUGGUCAGCGAAUUGAGUCGACGGGUAGCUCAAGAUCAUUUACUGGAACUUAGUGAACUUGAACAAAACUUGGCAUGUAAUGAAAAUCACAACACAGAUCUCAAGAGUAUACGUCAAAUGCUUGAAGAUCAUAAUAUUUCUGAAGUUGCCAAGAUACGACUUGUUCUUCUUUAUGCCUUACGAUAUGAACGAAUGCCCAACAAUGCCAUCAAGUCUUUGGUUGACCUUUUAGAUGCAGUAGGUGUCAGUGAAAAAUAUAGUGCAUUAGUUCCUGCCAUUCUUUUUUAUGCUGGAUAUCAACAACGACAAGAUGAUCUAUUUUCCAAUCAAACAUUUUUAUCAAGGGGCAAAAGUGCACUGAAGGGACUUAAAGGAGUUGAAAAUGUAUAUACACAACAUACGCCUGUAUUAGGGGAAACAUUGGAUCUACUCAUCAAGGCUCGAUUGAAGGAUACAGAUUAUCCUUUUGCAGAUGGUACCCAUCAACAAGCAAGAGAAAGACCACAAGAUAUCAUCGUGUUUAUGGUUGGUGGUGCAACUUUCGAAGAAGCAAAAUAUGUGGCUCAAUUGAAUGCAACGACUCCUGGCGUUCGAAUUGUCCUUGGUGGCACUUGUAUCCACAAUUCAAAAAGGUACUAUCGUGCUCCAGUCACAUUAUGAUCGUUACUUACUUUUUUCUUUUCUUCUUCUUUGAUUUAGUUUUAUGGAACAAGUAGAUCAAAUUGGAAAAAGUUACAUGAAUUAACAUAGUCUCCUCCUAAUAGAUUAUCUCGUUACCAUUAUUCUUAUUCUUAUUAUUAUUUUAGAGGGGAUGAUAUCAUCUUAAUGGAAAUAAUAAAAAAAAAAUGUACAAUUCA
This is a messenger RNA of Halteromyces radiatus, 1895 nucleotides long. RefSeq names its product Sec1-like protein. Gene Ontology annotation, biological process: vesicle-mediated transport; intracellular protein transport. The record is from RefSeq and is a predicted model, not a curated record. Gene Ontology annotation, cellular component: Golgi membrane. NCBI's taxonomy places the organism in Eukaryota, Fungi, Mucoromycota, Mucoromycetes, Mucorales, Cunninghamellaceae. Bases 34 to 1698 code for a protein of 554 amino acids. The transcript is spliced from 9 exons.